AACAUGAAAAGAAAAUGUCAGAUUGACAGGAAAACAGCACUGACGUGAAAUAUAUAGAAAAAGCUUGUGAGUGAAAAAGUGUUACUAGAGCUUGUCUGACUAGUAAAACGUCUCUGAGUCAUAAAACAGAUUGAAACGGGUUUUCUUUGCUGCUGAAUGUAGUUAAAAUGCCCUCACAACUUGUUGGAUCACCGCUGAAAAACAAGCAUUGGCUGGAACUGACUUCGAACGGUGAAAAAAAACUUUUAUUGGUGAGUCCUACUGCUGCUUUGUGUGCAAAGACAAGAAGAAACUACUCUUUCUGAUUUUUACUUUUUAUUUUUUAAAUCUUACGAGAUCAUGUGUCUCUAAAAACAAGAACUGUCUCGUUUGUAAAAGAAGAUCAUUGAAAGAUGGUCCAACAGUGAAUUUUAAUCUGGGUGAAUUUUACAAUCAAGGAACAGACUGACUCCUUAGCUGGAAGACCAAGAUCAACAUCAUCUGAGUGAAAAACAAGCUAAAAUGGGGGUCUGCACUAAACAUCAAGAAGUUCCUCAUUUGUUCUGUGAAGACGAGCAGAGAGCUGUGUGUCCUGUCUGUGAGUUUUCUCUCCACCAGAGUCACAAAGUGGUUCCCAUGGAACAAGCAGUCAGUGAGCUGAAGAAGCAGCUGAAAUCUGACUUAAAGUCUCUGCAGGACAAGAAUGACAAAUACAAACAGGUGGAGAAAACUUACGAUGAAAUGACUGAACACAUAACAAAGCAGGUGUUGUCUACAGAGAGACAGAUCAGAGCAGAGUUCAACAAGCUCCACCAGUUCCUGAAAGAGGAAGAGGAAUCCAGACUGGAAGCUCUGUGGGAGGAAGAGGAGCAGAAGAGGAAGACAAUUAACAAGGAAAUUAAGAGGGUUCAGGACCAGAUCUCCUCUCUGUCAGACAGUAUCUCUGCUGGUAAAGAAGACCUGCAGAAAGACAACCUGUCAUUCCUCAGCAGUUAUAAAGCCACUCAGAGCAGAGCCAGAGCUCAGAGCUCACUGUCAGAUCCACAGCUGGUCUCAGGAGCUCUGAUAGAUGUCCCCAAACACCUGGGCAACCUGUCCUUCAGAGUCUGGGACAGGAUUAAGGGGAAACUGUACUUCAGUCCCAUCAUUCUGGACCCGAACACUGCAAGUCGAUGGCUCUCUCUGUCUGAUGAUCUGACCAGCGUGAAGAGAUGCGACACAAAGGAGAAGCUUCCUGACAAUCCAGAAAGAAACAUCAAUUACACCAAUGUUUUUGGUUCUGAAGGCUUCAGCUCAGGGAGACUCAGCUGGGAGGUGGAGAUGGGAGAGCAUCCUCGCUGGAAUAUCGGUUUGGCAAAAGAGUCUGUGGACAGGAAGGGAGAGACAUGUGCUUUGCCAAGAUAUGGGAUCUGGUGUUUAGUGCAUGGUGACGGAAAAUACACUGAUGGUGAGAAUAACAUCGUCACAGAGAAGCAGAGUCUCCAGAGGAUCAAAGUUCAGCUGGACUAUGAGAGGGGGGAGGUGUCCUUCUAUGAUUCUGAGGACAUGUCUCACAUCUACACUCACAGAGACAUUUUCACUGAGAAACUCUUCCCUUAUUUUUGUGUUGGAAAAGCAGGUGAAGCUCAAUCUUUAUAUAUCAGGCUCUGUAAAACGAAAAUUGAUUUUUAAUUAUCACAGAACGAGAGUUUUUACUUCAGAUAAGAAGAUGUAUUUGUUUCCUAAUGUCAGAGAAAUCUUGUUUGAAUUUCAUUUCUUGGGCAGAUUUUCUAAGAAGAUACAUAUGAAAACAGUAAAAAGGACACUUGAUAUUAGCUGCAACAUGAAUUAUUUGUGAAAAACAAUUCUAAAGUGACUCCAGCAUAAGCCUUCAGACUUCAGUGCCUUAUUUGUACUGGAUAUAAAUAUGCAGAAAUCCAGAAAAAAGCUGAAAUCUAAAAUCACAAAUGUUUUUCUAUCCAUUCAAAUUUACCCAAUGGAUUCACUGACUUACUGUAAUGUUUUGCAUGAAAAUGUGAACAUCCAAAGAUGGAGACACUAAUAUCUCCAUUUUGGUCAGAGCAGUGUUUUAAUUCUAGUUUCUAACGUUGUUGUACUGUACCAACUUGUAAGCACAAGCUAAUGGAAAUAACUAAGGCAUUAAUGUUUGUUGUUGCAUGUGUGGUCUUGAAAAGAAACAUUUACAACAUUCAAAAUUGACAUGUAUAAGAUGCCAACAUGAACACUGUCUGGAAAAUCAUUGAUAAAGGAUUUGUGUAGUUUUUA
Messenger RNA from Girardinichthys multiradiatus, 2244 nucleotides. Its product is annotated as E3 ubiquitin-protein ligase TRIM7-like. NCBI's taxonomy places the organism in Eukaryota, Metazoa, Chordata, Actinopteri, Cyprinodontiformes, Goodeidae. The record is from RefSeq and is a predicted model, not a curated record. The coding region runs from base 502 to 1650 and encodes 382 amino acids. Gene Ontology annotation, molecular function: protein binding; zinc ion binding. The transcript has a single exon.